Molecule: messenger RNA, 2425 nt
Organism: Malania oleifera
Lineage: Eukaryota; Viridiplantae; Streptophyta; Magnoliopsida; Santalales; Ximeniaceae
Product: kinetochore-associated protein KNL-2 homolog
Exons: 10
Coding region: 73-2112 (679 amino acids)
Source: RefSeq, a predicted model, not a curated record
ACUAAACGACAGUCGCCCGGCCUAGUGCAUUCUCUGCAGCUGCUGGAAGCGCUCGCCACAGCGACUACUUUAAUGGAUUCCUCUGCUUGUACCGUGAAUCAAUCCACCGGCAACAGCGAAAACACUUCCUCCUCCCAUUUUCUCAAAACAGUUUGCUUGCAAGAUUGGUGGUUGAUAAAAGCCGAAAAGGACUUCAAUGGCAAGAGACUGGCUGUUGCGGGGUAUACAUCUAGAAAGCAACAAGCUGUACGCGUGUUUGCAUCUGCACCAAUUACCAAGAGACAUGAUGUCUUCACUCUUGAGACAGCUGAUGGGAUAUGUGUUAUCAUCAAGGGCAUCAUAAACAAGUUCCGCACAAAUCAAAAUGGUUUCCCUUCUGAGGUUUUCAGCCAAUUUGUGCUUGGUUUUCCUCCUUACUGGGAGGAUUAUGCUGGAAAUUACUUUGAUGCAGAAGUUAAUAUUGGAGUUGUUUCGAGAGUAAAUGCAAAUUCAAGUACUACUUCUAUGGCCUCUUUCUUGCAACAAGAAACUUCAUAUGAAGAUGAGAUGGGCAUUACUGAAGACAUGCAUGAUAGCAACAAAGAUAUUUUGGGUAAAACAAAAUUGGGACAUGAAAGCAGUGGAGUUGUACAAAUGGAACAGUGUGACCUCCAUCAGAUUGGUUUUCAUAAGUCUUCAAUUGUAGAUCAGAAACUGCUUUCUCAAAUUGUGUCUGAGAUGCUCAACACUGAUGCCUCAGAAACUUCAAGUUUCACAGAUCCUGUGAAUUUUAAUGUUGAUAAUGUGAAAAAUGAUGCUUCAUGGAACCUUCCCUUACAAAGAGGUUCUGAUAAUGACAUUGUUAGUUCAUUUGAGGAUACUGUUGUAGUGCCAGUAGAACCUUUUACAGAAUCUUCUAGGAGAAACUGCUCAGAAAGCAAUAAGGAUUCCAAGGAAAGAUCGCCAGGGAAUGGUGGCAAUGCGAAUUCCUCUGCUGUUAAUAAGGUUUUCUCGGUUGAAUUUUGCGGUGUUAAUAAUUCAAAUUCAUCUACUGCUGGUGUUUAUAGAAUGCAAAAAGAAUUUUCUUCUGCAGCAUCAAUUGACGAUAAUAUUAGAAUUCUUAGAACAUCUUUAAAUUCUAUUAGCAAUGCCAUGAAGUGUCCUAGCAUGGCCUCAGGCUAUGAAGCAAACAUCGUUACUCCAACCAAAGUGGAUAUUGAUAUUCUGAAUGACUAUCAAACAGAGGAUAUUGCUUCAAAAUGUCAUGUGAAGUGUAAAAUCAAUGGCCAGAAUUCCCUAUCAAAGGCCAUUGGGAACCCAGAUGAAGAGAAAUUGGACCUACAUUCAUCUGUUAGAAAUUUCAAAUCAGGUGAAAAUAAGAACUUGCCAGGGGAAAUUUCAGGGCCACCUGAGGGAAAAGUAUUGAAACAACAGUCAAGAAAUACUGGACGAAGACAGAAGGAAAGGCAAACUAUCUGUGGGUUGAAAGCUAAGAGAAAUAAUUUAAAUUCUGAUUCAGUGAGCUUUCGUCAUGUAGAGAAUCUUGGAGAAAAUGUUGCGUCUGCUUCAGGAAGCAAAAAUGUCUCGACUAAAUCCGACGUCGAACUUCAACUGCCUGUCCAUAAAUUGAAGAAGAAAAAACAAAAAGAUGUUUGCCCGCAGAAUUUGCAGUCCUCUGUUCAUAUUGAUGCAAAACACAAAACGAAGCAUGGAAAUAGUUCAAAUCAAAUUGUUACCCGAAGUAAGAGCACAUAUAAGUCGGUUGGGUCUUCUGCAAGGCUUGUUGACACAAUCCUCUCAAAUGACUUAAAAGUUAGAGAGGAGCAAAAAAGCAAUGCUAAAGAGGUAGACUCAUCUGGGAAGCAUGCUAAGGGGAAUUUUAAUGCUACACAAGCAAGUUCUCUUUCUACAGAAGAAAAAGCAAAGAGCUCAAUUGUGUCUCCAGAAGAUUUAAGUUAUAAGAGAUCUAGAUCAGGGAGAUUACUUAUGCCUACCUUAGACUUCUGGCGUAACCAAGUGGCAGUUUAUGAUGCGAAGCGUCAAGUUACUGGGAUUCAAGAAGGAUUGCAUGUGGCAGAAUCAUCUGGAGGGCAUAAAUCUGAGUCUCACAAAAAGCGAAGGUGGUUCUCUUGAGCUGCAGGGUUUCCAUUUGCUACUGGAGCAACCUAGAAAAGGUGGUGUUUAGGCUUUGCUCGGCACCAGCAUUGCUCAGCAUAAAAUUGCCUUUGUUUUUGGUAAAAUUAUUAGCAAAUAUGCUUUAGGUUCUGUUUGAAUCAUUUAGGAGAAGGAGAGAAAAAAAGAUUAAUUAGUAUAUUUUCUUUAAAUAUUAAGUACCAUUAAAAAUGAAAAUUUGUUCUAUGAUUAAGAAAAAUAGAAGGUUAGUGAUAUGUAAAAUUAAAUUUCUGUUCAUUGAUUCACUAGUGUAUGUAUGUAUUAUUUUUCUAAU